CUAUCAUAGAUCCGAGUAAAACAGCAGGCAAAGCCUUUGACAGAAAUAUAAGGGAAAGACGUGUAUCACUCCCUCAAAAGCAGAGGACUUUCAUCUUUACGCCAUCUGGCUGAUAUGAGUGUAUCUGUUGUAACUGUGCUCGAAUGAACAGUCCGUGGCUGUGCGGCACCAUCUUCCGUGUGGCUGCAGAGCGUCACGGGGAGGUCCUAAUCGGGUUUAGCAGCUGGGAGCAUUUUACCACGUGAUGCGAGGGAUGUUAGAGCAGCCAUCGACGUUUCACCUAAUUCAAGCCCGGGCUCAAACCGCAAAAGGUGAGACAACGAGCCAAAGAGGAACUAGGAUGAAGUAGGUGAAGGCUCUGAAGACUCUGAAGCCUCACCCGGUGUCGUCCGCGCCGCUGCCUCCCAACUCACCCAGGUAGGCUUCAGGCUACACUUGUCUCACCUUGGCGGUUUGCAUCAGACACUGGACGCCAGGCGUUUGUCUUGGGCUGCAGGAGCACAGUGGAGGAGAGGGUCAGAGGCUGAUUACUCCCCCCAUUUGUGUUUGAGGAGGGGGGAGAGGAGGAAAAGGAGGGGGAGGACGAGUUGCUAUAACCACCUGGAGCAUGGGGCAGAAAGUCCCAGGUGGCAUUAAAACCAUUGAUAUGCGAGAUCCGGCGUUCAGUCCCCUCAAGCUGGAGCUGCAGAACCUCAGUCAAACCAAGCCGUCUCGUCUGGACCUGCUGCUGGACAUGCCACCGGCCAGCCUGGACGUCCAGGUCCAGCACUCGUGGAACAAUGAGGACCGCUCCCUCAACGUCUUCGUCAAGGACGACAACAAGCUGGUGUUCCACCGACACCCGGUGGCGCAGAGCACGGACGCCAUCCGCGGGCGCGUGGGUUACACCAGGGGGCUGCACGUGUGGGAGAUCAGCUGGGCCAUGCGGCAGCGGGGCACGCACGCCGUGGUCGGGGUCGCCACCAGCGAUGCGCCGCUGCACUCGGUGGGCUACACGGCUCUGGUGGGAAGCACGGCCGAAUCCUGGGGCUGGGACUUGUGCCGCAGUAAACUCUACCACGACGGCAAGAACCUCCCCGGGAAAACCUACCCGUCCUUCCUCGAGCCGGACGACACCUUCAUCAUCCCAGACUCCCUCUUAGUGGUCCUGGACAUGGAUGAGGGGACUCUGGGUUACAUAGUGGACGGACAUUACCUUGGGGUGGCGUUCAGAGGACUUAAAGGCAGGAAGUUGUACCCCGUGGUGAGCGCCGUGUGGGGACACUGUGAAAUACGAAUCCGGUACAUAAAUGGACUUGAUCCUGAACCCCUCUCUCUGAUGGACCUGUGUAGACGCUCGGUGAGGGUGGCCCUGGGAAGAGACCGCCUGAGUGAAAUCCAUAGACUGCCCCUGCCGGCCUCUCUCAAGAACUACCUGCUCUACCAAUGAUGACGCUGGCGGCCACAUGCUCAGCACACCCUUGUUUGUUUCUCGUCUCUCUCUGGGAUCGUUCUUCGGUUGAACCCGUCUGACAGCAUUACUCCAGCCUUUGGGACUGACUCAGCCUCAUGGGUGAAUUAGCAAGUAGACUUCUUCUGUGGGUGGCUGGACUUGUUUUUUUUUGUUUGUUUUUUUUUUCAUUUUUAUUUUCUUAUCCUGUUUUUAUGACUCAUGCAAUUGUAUUCUCUAACUCCUAUAAAUCAGGAAUCACAGAGCGCUAUGCACUCACUGGUCCAGCUGAUGCCCUUGAUGCAGUGAACCGCCCGUAGUUUGUUGGUUGAUGGGGCAUAAGUGGUCAGUGCCUCUGCUGUGACCUCCACACAUUUUCCGUUUAUGCAUUCCUUUCUUGUAGCCUUUGGAAUUGAGAUGGCGUUGUGCUAAGACAACACUGAGGUGACGAACGCUUGACUUGAAGUGUUGGCGUGGUAGUGUAACGCUGUAAUCUUACCACAAGGUGGCAGCACACUCAAGCCAACAGUGUUUUGUCUCAAAUUGAGCAUUAUAAUCUUGUUUUUAGAAAUGGAUUUUUAAAUAGGUAUUUGCUGCUCACAAGACACACAAAACUAAACGAAAAAGAGAUGGUGACCACUUCAUACAGAGCCUCUAGGGCUGGUUGGCUGAAAGCACUGUGAGGCAUUUAAAGAGCAGCACUGACCACUCACAGCACUGUCAGGUUUCUCUGAUGUGGAAGUGACCCUUCAGACAGCCAACAGGAACAUUUUUCAUUUUUUUAAAAAUUAAGAUAGUCACUGUGAUUAUUUGUAGCAUGCCUCUGCAGGAAACCUGUCAACACACACGUCUUUUUAUCAUUUUGUCACUCCUGCUUUUUUGUAGUGCAGUAGUUUUCAACCACAUGCUGUUGAGGCCCAAGAACGUCUGCACACUCCCAGUCUGUCCAUCAGCUGACCACUGGUUUUUUUCUUCAACCAGUGUUGGCUCUGUACUGGUUGGCAGACUCUUGGGUCCCAGUGGCACAAAGCUGAGAACCAUUGAUGUUGUGUUUUUGUGUUAAUGAGAUGUACGGGGGAGGAUUUGGGGGCGGGGUGGUACGGGGAACGGGCCGUGCGGGUGCCUGAAUUUACAAGCUCUGGUUUUAAAGUACCGUUCUGACAGAAAACGACAAUCUACAAAGUGCUGCACAAAUGUAACAAAAAGAAAAGUUUGCCAACAUUUUGUUGAAUGCCAUAUCAUAGACUUUAGUAUUUUUAAAAUGUGCGGAGGCGGUGCAUAUUCAUUCCGCUGAAUGUGCACGCACUGCGCUACAUCUUACUGUUCCUUGCUUGCAGCUUCCACUUGAUUUAUAUUCCCUGUUGUAGAUUUGUUUGUAAGUAUCUAUUAAAGAUUAUUUCAAAUUACCCACCGUGCUUCGUCAUGCAUGCUGUUGUGAUAUCAGCACAGUAGCUGCCAGUGG
Messenger RNA from Menidia menidia (Atlantic silverside), 2891 nucleotides. NCBI's taxonomy places the organism in Eukaryota, Metazoa, Chordata, Actinopteri, Atheriniformes, Atherinopsidae. The record is from the annotation of a GenBank genome assembly.